AUUUAAUGAAGGCGUGUGUACAGCACACGCCAAAUAGUAGAGCCAUCGUGCAUACCCGUUCUAUUGGGUAACACUCGAGUAGAGCCCCUUUGCAUCGGCGCCCUACUCCAACUCCACAAUUGAUGUUGCGGUCUUUCACUGUUACCACUACCCUAUUCCAUCAUAGCAUUCAAUUUGGAGACAAAUGAAAUCAAGGCCAGACCAUCCUCUUCGAAGGAUUCCAAUAUUCGACGCAAACGAGUAUAUCUUUUUGCGUGGAAGUAAAAUCAUAUUUUUGAAAUUAAUUCAAUUGCGUUGUUGUUUCCAUAGUUCAAUAUGAAUGAGCAAGGCCCGGCCCAAAGAACCUCAAACGAUGAGGUCCAGUCGUGCGUCUCUCUCCUCUAUACUCCAACCCGUCUUCUCGCUGCGCCCCAAAUCCUUCUGCUCCGCCGCGCCGCCCAAGCACAAGCACAAGCCCCAGACUCCCCUCCACCUUCGCCCCCCGGCCUUCCGCGUCACCCUCUCCGACCUCAAGCAAUGGCACGCAUGGGCCAAAACCCAGGCCUCCUCCGUGGGCUCCACUUUCUCGGCCCUCGACGGCGGCCCGGACUCCGACCUCCUCCUCCGGGAGCUCAAAUGGCUGGUCGAGGACGCGGUCGAGCAUCCCGCCCUGCUGGAUGGGGGCGGCGCGGCGCAGGUGGCGAUUAGGGCGCGAUUGGAGGAGCUGUACGAGCUGUGGAGGCAGAGGAUCCAGGAGAGGCGGCCGUUUCAGUACGUGGUGGGGUGCGAGCACUGGCGCGAUCUCAUCCUCAGCGUCGAAGAAGGCGUUCUCAUCCCCCGCCCUGAGACCGAAACGAUCGUGGAUCUGGUCGGCGACGCCGUGAAGGCCGACGGAGAGUUGAGGGAGGGUUUGUGGGCGGAUUUGGGGACCGGCAGCGGGGCGCUAGCGAUUGCGGUGGCUAGGGUUUUGGGCGGCGGCGGGAGGGUGGUGGCGGUGGAUUUGAGCUCGAUCGCUGCGGCUGUGGCGGGGUACAAUGUGGAGAGGUAUUGUCUGCAAGGGAAAGUGAGUGUGAGGGUGGGAUCAUGGUUUGAAGGUGUGGAAGGAGAAUUGAGAGGAUUGGUUAGCAAUCCGCCAUAUAUUCCGAGCCAACACAUCCAUGCGCUGCAAGCUGAGGUUUCUAGACACGAACCAGUACUUGCUCUCGACGGCGGACUUGACGGAAUGGAUCACCUUAUACACCUCUCUAACGGAGCAGCUUCAAUGCUCAAACCUCGUGGAUUUUUUGCAUUUGAGACAAAUGGUGAGACGCAGAGCAAAUUUCUUGUGGACUACAUGACAAAUCAGAUGAAAGGAAGAUUCUGCAGAUUAAAGAUUGCAUCUGAUUUUGCUGGAAUCCAACGAUUUGUCACCGGAUAUAAAGCUUGAGCUCAUAUUGGUUUUGUGGUUUAGCACUUGAGAAAACAAUCAAGAAUUUCAUCACUGUAAAAUCAAUGAAUUUUGAUAACACAGAAAGCAAUCGGGCAAGAUGCUAUUGCUAAUUCUUUAUUGCAUCUGCUCACUUGUUAGCAAA
Messenger RNA from Salvia miltiorrhiza (redroot sage), 1550 nucleotides. RefSeq lists its product as uncharacterized. The coding region runs from base 320 to 1405 and encodes 361 amino acids. The record is from RefSeq and is a predicted model, not a curated record. Gene Ontology annotation, biological process: protein methylation. Lineage: Eukaryota; Viridiplantae; Streptophyta; Magnoliopsida; Lamiales; Lamiaceae. Gene Ontology annotation, molecular function: protein methyltransferase activity. The transcript has 2 exons.